Messenger RNA from Colletotrichum karsti, 303 nucleotides. RefSeq lists its product as uncharacterized. The coding region runs from base 1 to 303 and encodes 100 amino acids. NCBI's taxonomy places the organism in Eukaryota, Fungi, Ascomycota, Sordariomycetes, Glomerellales, Glomerellaceae. The transcript is spliced from 2 exons. The record is from RefSeq and is a predicted model, not a curated record.
AUGAGCUCGUCCUCGUCUCGUCAAGCAUCCAUCCAAUACUCUCAGCAGAAUACUAGCGACCUUCUUCGCAAGCUUCAAGAAACCACUAUCGCCGCUCUAAGAACAUCAAGCAGCGCCAUGGACUCGAACACCUCCUACAGCAGCAGUUCCAAGGGCACCUCGCCUGAUCAGAAGGGAAAGGGCUACGAUUCCACAGUCCUGUUCGACGGUCUUCUCCCUCGGAUAGAGACGCGAGGUCAAUGCAAAGGCCCAUACGACAAGAGCAGCAGCAAGAAGAAGGAGGGCAAGAGUUCACAUCGCUAG